This is a messenger RNA of Aspergillus chevalieri, 1680 nucleotides long. RefSeq names its product putative ceramide glucosyltransferase. The record is from RefSeq and is a predicted model, not a curated record. Gene Ontology annotation, cellular component: membrane. Gene Ontology annotation, biological process: glucosylceramide biosynthetic process. The transcript has 2 exons. NCBI's taxonomy places the organism in Eukaryota, Fungi, Ascomycota, Eurotiomycetes, Eurotiales, Aspergillaceae. Bases 1 to 1680 code for a protein of 559 amino acids. Gene Ontology annotation, molecular function: ceramide glucosyltransferase activity.
AUGCUGAAGCCUACGUCACAGUCAAAGUCCUCCGAUGUCGAUGGCGGGUUCCCGUGGUUGGACGCCGUGGGUUGGGGGUGUUUGAUCUGGUAUACCACGGUGCAGUUGGUUUGUGUUGUUGGAUAUUACCAAAUAUGGAAGUACUUCUUGCAACGACCUCCAAAGUCGAGUUCGACCACAGCCACCUCCCACACUCCCCAUGUUACCGCCAUCCGGCCUAUCAAAGGAUUAGAACCACAUCUUUACGAGUGUUUAGCGUCUACUUUCUACCAGGAUUACCCUUACGGUAAACUGUCGGUACACUUCUGUGUCUCGUCCCGAACGGAUCCCGGUUAUCCUACGGUGCAAAGAGUCCUGACCGAUUUCCCCGAUGCGGAUGCACGCCUCUUUAUCGAAGACGAAGAUCCCCUCCUCCAUCCGAAGAACGGUGAUACACCGUACGCUUUGGGUCCCAACCCCAAAAUUCGAAAUAUGAGUCGGUCAUACCGUGAAGCAAAUGGCGACAUUAUUUGGAUUAUUGAUUGCAAUGUUUGGGUGGGGCCUGGCGUCUGUGGACGGAUGGUUAAUAGACUCUGUGGGACUGGGAACACGCCUGGUAGGAAGUACAAGUUUGUGCACCAUCUCCCCGUUGCGGUGGAUGUCACGGGAGCAGGCAGCUACAGGGAGGAAAGGCAGGCGCUUCUUGACGGUGCCUACGACGGCGACGCUGCCAAUCGUGAAGCAGUUGUGGCUGCUCUGCCACACAAGGAUUCGGAGGCCGCUGGGGCUCUAGCCAUGGGAGGUGGUCGUCUCGAGGAGCUGUUCCUAUCGUCUGCGCAUGCAAAAAUGUACACGGCAAUUAAUACGGUCCUGAUUGCGCCGUGUAUCGUGGGCAAGUCCAACAUGUUCCGUCGCUCUCAUCUGGAUUACUUGACUGCAUCGUCACCUACAAACCCUCACUCACGUCUUCCCGGAAUUGACUAUUUCUCGGACAAUAUCUGCGAAGAUCAUUUGAUUGGGGACUUAUUGUGGAAGAACCGGGUUAAGGAAGAGGAGUUGGGCGAGCCUUGGGGCAAACAUGCCAUGGUCUUUGGGGACCUUGCAUUCCAGCCGGUGGCCAACAUGAGCCUUCAAGCCUACCUGGCACGACGAGUUCGAUGGCAGCGUGUGCGCAAGUUCACCGUUUUGCUUGCCACAUGGGUCGAGCCGGGCACAGAGUCAAUUCUGUGCUCCCUUUACGGAGCGUGGGGUGUUACGACAACCCUUGCUCAGCAUUUGCAGAAUAAGGGUAUUGAAUGGGCGCCCUUGCUGUCUACGUGGACCGCAUUCUUUGCAUUUUUCGUUUUGAGCAUGGCGGCCUGGAUCUUCGUGGAUUGGACAUUGUAUAUCAAACUGCACUCCGCGAAAACCGUCGAACUUGAUGAGAACACGCCACCAUUUGCUCAACCACCAAGUCGCAAAGACUCGGCUACCAGGCGUCCAUUUUUGACCUGGUUUGCAGCGUGGUGUGGACGGGAGCUUCUGGCGUUGCCGAUUUGGUUCUGGGCGUUCUUUGGGGGUGUUACGGUGACAUGGCGUGAACGACGAUUCCGAGUAGGAUUUGAUACCAAGGUGCGCGAGAUUGAGUCUGAGUCGAAGGCUCCAUUGGAGGGAUCGUAUUCGAGUGGUACUCGGGGUUAUGCCAAAGCUCGGCGGGACUAG